This is a messenger RNA of Ambispora leptoticha, 3777 nucleotides long. The record is from the annotation of a GenBank genome assembly. NCBI's taxonomy places the organism in Eukaryota, Fungi, Glomeromycota, Glomeromycetes, Archaeosporales, Ambisporaceae.
AUGGCGAAUAGACGACACAAAGGAAUCAGAAUAAGUAUCGAUAGGGGUGGAACAUUUACUGACUGUUAUGGAAGCAUUCCCGUUCCCGUUUCUGAACAAUAUCCAAAUGGAAGGCGUGAGGUUGUUAUAAAGUUGUUGAGUGUAGACCCUCAGAAUUACCCCGACGCGCCACGGGAAGGUAUCAGAAGAAUAUUGGAACAUGUAACAGGGAAACCUCACCCCAGAAACCAACCCGUUGAUACUUCACAAAUAGAAUCUAUUCGUAUGGGUACUACAGUUGCCACUAAUGCGCUUUUAGAAAGAAAAGGCGAACCUUGUGCUCUUUUGAUCACUAAAGGAAACCAAUCGCGUCCAAAAAUUUUCGAUCUUUCAAUCCGAAAACUUGAAGUUUUAUAUCAUAAGGUUAUUGAGGUCGACGAACGCGUCGUAUUGAUUGGAGAUGCUUCACAUCCUUCAAAUGAAUUCCAUAAUCACAAUUCCUUGGGAAUUCUGCGGGGUAUUUCGGGCGAAUAUGUUAGCAUUAUUAAAAAACCAGAUUUGGACGUCAUCAGACGUGACUUAGAAACUCUGUAUGCAGAAGGAAUUAGAAGUGUUGCAAUAUGUUUAAUGCACUCUUAUACUUAUUCAGAACAUGAACGGUUGAUUGGGCAAGUCGCGUCUGAAAUUGGUUUCACUCAUGUAUCACUCUCUUCCACCAUAAUGCCAAUGAUUAAAAUAGUCCCACGUGGAACCUCGUCAACCGCAGACGCAUAUUUGACUCCUUGUAUCAAAAAAUAUAUUGAGGGUUUUAUCUCAGGUUUUGACGAGAAUUUAUUCGAAAACGCGAGAUUAGAGUUUAUGCAAAGCGAUGGUGGUCUCGUGCCGGUUAAUAAAUUUUCAGGGUUUAGAGCAAUAUUAUCGGGUCCGGCUGGUGGGGUUGUAGGUUAUGGUUUGACCUCUUUUUCCCACGAAGAAAAAAUUCCGGUAAUUGAUGUAUCACGCUAUGAUGGACGUUUUGAACAUGUAUUUGAAACCACAACAGCUGGUGUGACUAUUCAAGCGCCGCAAUUAGAUAUAAACACAGUAGCUGCUGGAGGUGGGUCACGCUUAUUUUUCCGUAACGGAAUGUUUGUAGUUGGACCAGAGAGUGCGGGUGCUCACCCCGGGCCUGCUUGCUACAGAAAAAAUGGUCCUCUUACUGUUACCGACGCCAACCUCAUUCUUGGCCGACUGAUACCUGAAUAUUUUCCAAAGAUUUUUGGGCCGAAUGAGGAUUUGCCUCUGGAUAUUGAGAUUACUCGACUACGUUUUGAAGAAUUAGCUAAAGAAAUCAACGCUUUUGUUGUCGCAAAUGAAAAAAUGUGUCGCCCUAUACGUAGUUUAACAGAGGCCAAAGGAUACGAUACUUCGAAACAUAUUCUUGCAUGUUUUGGUGGUGCCGGUGGUCAGCAUGCAUGUGCAAUUGCGCAUAAUCUUGGCAUCAAAAAGAUUUUAAUUCAUCGUCAUAGCUCCAUAUUAUCAGCAUAUGGACUCUCCUUAGCAGAUGUAGUCCAUGAAACUCAGGAGCCCUGUGCAGAAAUUUUCUCCAAUGAAUCUCUUCCAUCACUUCAGAAAAAAAUAGGCAUAUUGACGGAUAGUUGCUUUAAAGAACUGAAGUCUCAAGGUUUCGACGAUUCUCAAAUACUCUUCGAGACUUAUUUGAAUUUACGAUAUCAAGGCACUGAUUUCGGGCUCAUGACUUUAAAACCGUCAAAUUCAUGGGAGUUUGAUAAAGAAUUCGCUGAGCAAUAUAAACAGGAAUUUGGUUUUAAUUUCCCUGACCGAGAGAUUCUUGUGGAUGAUAUUAGAAUUCGUGGUAUUGGCAGAAGUUUUGAAACUGCAAAUGAAAAUGUUUUUGAGGAAUCUCAAAAAAGACAUUUGCCUAAUAAGCCACAAUCUAGUGGGACAUAUUCGAUUUAUUUUGAGGGAGGAAGGGUCGAAACUCCCGUUUAUCUAUUAGAAAAUCUUGAAAUUGAUGAUAAGAUUUUUGGUCCGGCAAUGAUUAUUGAUGCUAAUUCCACGAUUCUUGUCACUCCUCAAUGUAAUGCACUGAUAACCUCCUCACAUAUCGUGAUAACGGUUGGAGAUGGGACGAGGUCAAAGGUGACCACUGAAUUAGACCCAAUUCAACUUUCCAUUUUUGGACAUAGAUUUAUGAGCAUUGCUGAGCAAAUGGGGCGAACUUUGCAAAAAACAGCUGUCUCUACAAACAUAAAGGAGCGUCUAGAUUUUUCUUGUGCACUAUUUGGGCCCGAUGGAGGACUAGUGGCUAAUGCUCCUCAUAUACCAGUACAUUUGGGCAGUCUAAGUUAUGCUGUUAAAUUUCAAAUGGAAUAUUAUAAAGAUGAUUUAGAAGACGGCGAUGUUAUUCUAACCAAUCAUCCUCAAGCUGGCGGAUCACAUUUGCCAGAUAUUUCGGUGAUAACGCCAGUAUUUAAUGAAGGAAAAAUUGUAUUUUUUGUUGCGUCUCGAGGACAUCAUGCUGAUAUUGGUGGAAUUUUGCCUGGUUCGAUGCCCCCUCAUUCUAAAGAGCUAUAUCAAGAAGGUGCAGCUGUCAAAUCCUUUAAGCUGGUCUCAAAGGGUAAAUUUGACAUUGAUGGACUGACUGACAUCCUAUUGCGUCAGCCCGCAAAAUAUCCCGGAUGUAGUGGGACGCGAUGUCUACGUGAUAAUGUUUCUGAUCUAAAAGCACAAGUAGCCGCCAAUCAUAAAGGCAUCCUGCUUGUUAAAGCAUUAAUUCAAGAAUGUGGGUUAGAUGUGGUGCAAGCUUAUAUGAUGUAUAUUCGCAAGAAUGCCGAAUUAUCCGUACGCGAAUUACUUAAAACUGUUCACCGACGUAUGGAUGGCAAAAAAUUGGAAGCUGUUGAUUAUAUGGAUGAUGGCAGCCCUAUUCGACUUCAAAUUAAUAUUAACGAAAAAGAAGGAACUGCAAUAUUUGAUUUUCAUGGAACAGGCGCAGAAGUUUAUGGCAAUACCAACGCCCCUCCUUCGGUGACCUAUAGCGCCAUUAUUUAUUGCCUACGUUGUCUCAUCGCUGAAGAAAUUCCAUUAAACCAAGGUUGUUUGUCGCCCAUUGACGUACGAAUCCCACCUAAGUCAUUUCUCAAUCCAUCUGAUAAAGCUGCAGUAGUAGGUGGCAAUGUGCUGACUUCACAACGGCUUGUAGACGUAAUUUUAAAAGCAUUUGAUGCAUGUGCCGCUAGCCAAGGGGAUUGUAAUAAUUUAACAUUUGGCAAAGGCGGAAAAUCGGAAGAUGGAAAAAAAGUUGUGGAAGGUUGGGGUUACUACGAAACGAUUGCUGGAGGAAGUGGAGCCGGUUCUAAUUGGGAUGGCCAAAGUGGUGUUCAUACUCACAUGACAAACACUCGAAUAACCGAUCCUGAAAUUUUGGAGCGGAGAUAUGAUCAUGCAAUAAUUCUUCGUGAAUUUUCUUUGCGUAAAGGUUCGGGAGGUGCGGGUCUACAUCGAGGUGGAGAUGGCGUCAUUCGUGACCUUGAAUUCCGUGAACCACUUAAAGUUAGCAUAUUAUCUGAGAGGAGAGUAUUUCAUCCGUAUGGCUUAAAGGGUGGCAAAGAUGGCGCAUGUGGCUUAAAUAUUUGGAUUCGAAAAGGCGAGAAUGGCGAUGAACGCGUCCUUAAUUUAGGUGGAAAAAAUUCCGUCGAAGUUAAUCCCGGAGAUAGGAUUAUAAUUUGUACUCCUGGUGGUGGUGGAUGGGGACCUCCUUCCUCAGAUACUAAAGACAUGGAUAUAGUAGAAUAA